CUAAUGACUGCCUCGAUCGGAAGACACUGAGCUGAGAAUCCUCCCGAACAAAGCUGACAUUGGAAACCAUGAACGACACAGUGAUGAAGGGCUUCAACGGGUCUGAGAGGUGCCCCAGGGACAUGCAGGCGGCACACCUGGUGUUCCCAGCCAGCUACACUGUCGUCUUCUUCGCGGGCACCCUGCUGAACACUUUGGCCCUGUGGGUGUUCAUUCACAUCCCCAGCUCCUCCACCUUCAUCGUCUACCUCAAAAAUACUUUGGUGGCCGACCUGAUAAUGACGCUCAUGCUUCCGUUUAAAAUCCUCUCAGACGCGCGCCUCGGACCCUGGCAGCUCAGAGCCUUUGUGUGUCGUUUCUCUGCCGUCGUCUUUUAUGAGGCCAUGUAUGUGGGCAUCACCCUGCUGGGGCUCAUAGCCUUUGACAGGUUCCUCAAGAUCAUCAGACCUUUUGGAAAAUUUUUCGUACAAAAACCUGCUUUUGCAAAAGUGGUCUCAACCCUCAUCUGGAUCUUUUUGUUCUUCCUCUCCCUGCCAAAUAUGAUCUUAAGCAACAAGGAAGCAACACCGUCAUCUGUGAAAAAGUGUGCCUCCUUAAAGGGUCCUCUUGGGCUGAAAUGGCAUGCAGUGUGUACAGAAAGGCAACAGAUAAAUAGACAUUUCUCCAAAGAAGACAUACAGUGGCCAAGACACACAUGACAAGGUGUUCAACAUCACUGUAAGAGAAAUGAAAAUCAAAACUACAAUAAGGGGCUUCCCUGGUGGCGCAGUAAUUGAGAAUCCGCCUGCUGAUGCAGAGGACACGGGUUCAAGCCCUGCUCUGGGAGGAUCCUACAUGCCGUGGAGCAACUAGGCCCGUGAGCCACAACUACUGAGCCUGCGUGUCUGGAGCCUGUGCUUCGCAACAAGAGAGGCCGCGAUAGUGAGAGGCCCGUGCAGCGCGAUGAAGAGUGGCCCCCGCUUGCCACGACUCGAGAAAGCCCUUGCACAGAAACGAAGACCCAACACAGCAAAAAUAAAUAAAUAAAUAAAUAAAUUAAUUAAUAAACUCCUACCCCCAACAUCUUCUUUAAAAAAAAAAAAAAAAAAACUACAAUAAGAUAUCA
Molecule: messenger RNA, 1105 nt
Organism: Physeter macrocephalus (sperm whale)
Lineage: Eukaryota; Metazoa; Chordata; Mammalia; Artiodactyla; Physeteridae
Gene: P2RY13
Product: purinergic receptor P2Y13
Exons: 3
Coding region: 69-698 (209 amino acids)
Biological process (GO): negative regulation of adenylate cyclase activity; G protein-coupled receptor signaling pathway
Cellular component (GO): membrane
Molecular function (GO): G protein-coupled purinergic nucleotide receptor activity
Source: RefSeq, a predicted model, not a curated record